Cucumis sativus (cucumber) is the source of this 1283-nucleotide messenger RNA. RefSeq names its product triphosphate tunnel metalloenzyme 3. The transcript is spliced from 2 exons. Lineage: Eukaryota; Viridiplantae; Streptophyta; Magnoliopsida; Cucurbitales; Cucurbitaceae. The record is from RefSeq and is a predicted model, not a curated record. The coding region runs from base 325 to 921 and encodes 198 amino acids.
GUAAGUUGUAAUUUGAAGUAUGAAAGAGCAUCUUCUUCCCUAAUUUUCCUUGGAAUCACUUUUGUGUUCCUCUGCUCAGAACAGAGUGAGCAACCAGCCUUAGCGAAAUGCUGAGAAGACAACCCAGCAAGAUCGAGGUAAAAAUCGAAGACAAGGAAGAACUCGAACAAGCUCGCAAACGCGCCGCCGCCGCCGCCUCAACCACCACCACUACCACCACCGACGCUACCUCUGCCGCUGGCUCCCUCCUUCAUAACAUCAACCGCAACAAAGAUCAAGCCUCCAAAGCCCAGCGGCUUGGUAUCUCCUCUUGAAACAAUCGAAAUGGAGGUGGAGGUGAAGCUUCGCCUUCCGGAUGCUGUUUCUCAUGGUCAGGUAUCAACUCUUCUUUCGUCAUUUCAUAUUAAAACCCACCGUCAAGAGAAUUUCUUCUUUGAUGGCUUGUCCGGUGAGCUUUCGUCUCGGUUAGCGGUUCUCCGUAUCCGAUUUUACGACGGGGAUGCUCGUUGUGUGAUUUGUCUGAAAGCAAGAGCGGUUCUGGUUGACGGUGUUAGUCGAGUUGAGGAAGAUGAAGAGGAAUUGGAGCCAUCUGUUGGCCGGGCCUGCGUGGAGGAUCCGCAGAAGUUGAAAGAAGUGGAGUCUAGGAUUAUGGGGAGGGUUAAAGAUGAAUAUGGGGAAUAUGGAUUUGUGGGUUUAGGAGGGUUUAGGAAUGUGCGGAGUGUGUUUGAAUGGAAUGGAUUGAAAUUGGAAUUGGAUGAGACUAGUUUUGAGUUUGGGACUUUGUAUGAGAUUGAGUGCGAAAGCAAUGAUCCAGAUGCAGCCAAGAAAAUGCUUGAGGACUUGUUGAAGGAAAAUGAAAUUGCGUACUCGUACUCUGAAGCUUCAAAGUUUGCUAUUUUCCGAUCUGGGAAGCUCUCAUAAUAGAUUGAUAUCAGUGGUGUGGCUCUCAAUGGGACCGAGGGUCGAGAAAUCAUGGCAGUGUGAAUCAAAUGGAGAGACCAAGUUUCAAAAAGGCACCAUUUGUUUUCUUCGAUCAAGUACCUAAACGUACUUUCUGUUAUUUCACUAUCCAUGAGUAUUGCACAUGGGAAAACACCAUAUAUACUAGACUACUGAGUAUAUGCUGAUCUUUCAAAUAAUCUUUUCUGUACUGUCUAUGGAUGAAAUGGUUUGGUUUAGUUGAAUCCUUUUAAGACAGUUCUUUGUUAGUUGAAAAAUGCAGAGAACUUGACUUGUGAUUUCCAAAUUCACCUAGGAUCAAUCCACCUAAACCCUUAAUUACA